Zingiber officinale is the source of this 3079-nucleotide messenger RNA. Its product is annotated as transcription termination factor MTEF18, mitochondrial-like. Lineage: Eukaryota; Viridiplantae; Streptophyta; Magnoliopsida; Zingiberales; Zingiberaceae. Gene Ontology annotation, molecular function: double-stranded DNA binding. Bases 70 to 1818 code for a protein of 582 amino acids. Gene Ontology annotation, cellular component: chloroplast. The transcript has a single exon. Gene Ontology annotation, biological process: chloroplast organization; regulation of DNA-templated transcription. The record is from RefSeq and is a predicted model, not a curated record.
CAAAACAAACCCUACCUCUGUAUUUCUGAAUCUGGUCUUCCCCGUCGUGAUUCCUGCCGCCCAUACGCGAUGCGCUACGCCUCGCCUUCCCCGCGGCUGCUCUCCCGCCUCCUCUGCACGCUGCCGCAGAAGCUCACUAACUUGCAAUUCCAAGUCCGCGAACGUGUCCUCAAGGAGGCGCGGUGCUGGCUCACGGAGUACCUCCAUUCCGCUCGCGCCAUCCCCUUCUCCCACGCCGACUCCAUCGUCUCCAACGCUCCCUUCUCCCUCUCCGCCUUUGUCGCCCAGAUCCCCUUCCCUCCAAGCGUCGUUGGCGUGGACUUGAAGCGCAUCUUCCGCCGCUUCCUCACAUACCACCCCCUCAACGAGUACGACUUUUUUUUCGAGAGCAUCGGCCUCCCUCCCUCCUCCUCCUCCUCCACUGCCGUUUCCGCCUACCCCAGUGACUUCCUUUCCGACGAUGGUUUGCUCCUUGCUACAGCCUCGGCGCUGGUUCACUACGGCUUCCCUUGGACGAAGCUCGGCCUCCUCUACCGUGAGGAGCCCCGCAUCUUUUCAUCAGGCUCCGACAAACUUAUUCCCAGGCUUCUCACCUUCGAGGCCCGUGGCUUUCACCGCGCAUGCAUCAUCGGCAUUUGCCUUGCUUUCCCCUCCGCGCUGAGUGCAGAUGCUGACCCUGGUGGCGAAAUCGAUCACUUGUUUCAGUAUCUGAAUAAGGUCUUCCUCGACUUCGAUCUUUCACAAUCCGUCCCGGAAAACAAUGUGGACAUCUUCCUCCAGGUGUGUAGGAAUAUUCGUGUGUUCUAUGAUUUGGAUUCUAGAAAGGGAACGAUGCGCGAGCUGAUGUGCAAGAACCUUCGGAAGAUAUUUCUUGAGCUGGAUGCUGCGUUAAUAGCUCAAAAAUUGAAGUUUUUCAUCAAUUUAGGGAUGGAGGCUUCUGAAGCUGGGCAUUUCAUUCUUAAACAUGCUGAUAUUUUCAAUACCGAUUUGGAAAACCCUAGCAUUUUGAUGCCAGAGUAUCUCAAAUCCAUUGGUUUGAAAAAGGAUAAUGUCGCUACGCUGUCUCGGAGCUUUCCUUAUGUGAUGGGCAAGAAUAAAUUAGGGAAUUUGCCGGCUACCUUGAAAGCCAUGAAUCUGCACAAUUGGUUCCUAGGCAAGAUCUUGAAUGGGAAUCUCCAGUAUCUCUCGCCUGAAUUUAUUCUAACUAGCUCUCAUGACACAUCAUCAGAGAAACGGUUUCGUCAUGGUUUGGAAAGGCUAAAAUCAGCAAGGAUGAAUCUGUUUUUGGACAAGAAAGUGGAAUUCUUGCUGAGUAUCGGAUUUGGGCAGAAUGAGCUGACACUCAGAUCCGCAUCAGCACUCCAAGGCCCAAACGACCAACUGCAGGGGCGCUUCGAUUGCAUUCAGGGGCUGGGUAUUGAGUACUCCAUGGUUUGCAGGAUGGUAAAUACAAAACCCAUUAUAUUGAAGCAGUGCAAAAACACCUUCCGUGAGAAGGUGGAUUUCCUUUGCAAUGACAUGGGCUUCUCGUUGGAUUACCUUUAUCAUUUCCCUGCUUUUCUUUGUUUUAAUCUCGAGAACAGAAUCAGGCCUCGAUACAAAAUGCUAAACUGGCUUAAAGAACAUGGCUUGCUGAAUAAGUCCUUUUCUCCGUCCACCAUCUUAACAUAUUCUGAGAGGAAUUUCGUGACUACCCUCUAUCGUCUCCAUCCAGCUGCUCCUAAACAGUGGUUGGAGCGUCACUCAUACAGAGUUGACAGAGAUGGAAAUCAAAUAAGCUUAUUUUCUUCCCGACCUGUGCCUAAAGAUCAGGCUUGAAGAAUUGACAAAUACCCCUGGACUUCACUCUGUACGUGUAAACUAUUCGGAAUUCAUGAUUUAUUUCAUGACAAUUCAGUUGAUCCUCCAGAACUAGCAUUUAUGGAUUUACUGUUGAGUUUCUUAUUCCAGUUUGCUGACUCAACGCCUAUUAGGGCAUCCCAUAGGGGACUAAAUUGUUGGAUUUUAAAAAUAUAUCUCCAUUUUCAAACCUAUUAUCAUUGGGUGAUUUGUAUUUUUGGUUUAAAUAAAAAACUUAGGGGGUGUUUGGCUGAUGGGUUUAGGAAUGAAGGAAUGGAAUGAUAGUAAAAGAUGAUGUUUGGAUUGUGGGUUUGGGAAUGACAAUUUGGGAAUGAUUUCUAGAUUUAUGGGAAUCAAUCAAACCCAUAUAACUAGGUGGGUUUCAUUUCCAUCCCCAUUCCCAUUAUAUCUCACUAUCAAAUCUAUACCCAUAGUCAUUCCCAUCAUUUAACUAAACGCCACCUUAGUUCUAAAAUCAAGAAUCAAGUUUGUACCAAAUUUUUGUUGUCCAUUACUAUCUAGCCACCAUCUUGCUCUCUCUCUCUCUCUAUCUCAAAUUCCAAUGGUUAAAAUUUCGAUAAAGUCGAGGUAAAUAUCUCCUUUAUGUGUUAGUCAUUAUUCCAAAAACUAAUAGUCGCUCGUGAUUUAUCUUCUCCGUGUUGGUCCUGGGACGGGUUGACGGGAACGCUGGGAGCGAGCGUAUUUGUCUUUUUUUUUUUUUUUUUAAUUGCAAUGGCUAAAAUAAUAGGCUAAUAAAUUUACUUUUUAGGUUUACCAUUGGGAUACUUAGUAGGUUUAUAACUUAUGAUGUGGGAUGUGGUAAAAAUGAAUUUACUUUUUAGAUUUUACCAUUGAGGAUGCCCUUAGGAGACCUGGUCUCAAGUCUUUGUUAGCUUUCACUUAGUGACACUCAUUCAUCCUUCAUCCUUGUAAAUUUGCUAAAUUCUUUUUAUGCACUGGAUUUUAGAAAAUAAAUAGAUAAAUUAAGGAUUUAAGAAUAUUAAUAUCCCCUCAUACUCUAACUUGGAUGUUUGCUAAAUUCUGUUUCCUUAUUAGUUCUACUACUUCAGUUAGCUGGGAUCUGCUUUCAUCUCUCUUGGCUUUAGUCCGGUGGAGCAACUGAACAUGGCAUGCAAUGCUUUUUUUUUCCAAUUGUUUUUAACUUAUCUUAUUGGCUGUAUGUUAUUUGUAAUUAAACAAUCAUCAUCGAACAACUAGAAAGAACUUUUCUGUGAUGGGA